This is a messenger RNA of Punctularia strigosozonata HHB-11173 SS5, 2725 nucleotides long. RefSeq lists its product as uncharacterized. Gene Ontology annotation, molecular function: protein binding. Lineage: Eukaryota; Fungi; Basidiomycota; Agaricomycetes; Corticiales; Punctulariaceae. The transcript has 8 exons. The coding region runs from base 245 to 2434 and encodes 729 amino acids. The record is from RefSeq and is a predicted model, not a curated record.
CUGCACGAUAGCAACCCCGCCUCGCAUCCGAAAAAUCUUCGCCGAUGUGGUAAUCGGGCACGCCGUGGCCUCAUAUCAGCAGCAAGCAGCACUAGCGGCCCCACACUUAUCGUGUCCAACUUCCGCCAAUUGACGCUAGUAUAUAACCCUCGCCCUUCUCUCGCCCUCGUUAAAGCUUUGGUGGGCCGUCUGCUACAAUAAUUCCUAGCCGCAGUCAAGCUCGAAGCGCCGGAAAACGCGAACGAUGCUCUCGCCAUCGCCAUACAGCCCGCUGCCCAUUCCGCCCGAGCUCACCGAGCACACCCUCGCCUUCCUCGCCCCUCAGUCCGUCGCCGCCUUCGCCCAGACCUGCCGCGCCGCCCACGCGCUCGUCUACGCCGCCGGCGACCAGUUCCUCUGGCGCCAGCUCUUCCUCGCCCGCUUCGACGACCCCCGCCGCGCCGUCCCGCCGCCCGUCUUCCCCAGCGACCCCGAUUCCACCUCUGCCUCUGCAACAGCUUCGGGGGGAUACGACUGGAAGGCGGCGCUCCAGGCGCGCGUCGCCGCCGAACUCCGCCCGGACCCGGCCGUAUUCCUCCAGGCGCUGCGCGAGGCCCCGCCUGUGCGCACCGAGUACUACGCGGAGCCGUCGCUCAACACGCGAUGGGUUACGGAGACCCUUCAAAAGCAAAGAGAGAGGGAGGGAUACGUGCUCGACAGCCCGUCGCUGCGGUACAACCAGGACGUGAUGCAACUUCGGGCGUACCUCGCGCUCGCGUUUGAGCUCGAUCAGAAGGAUAAGCUGGAACGCCGCACGAGGGAGGAUUUAGGGCCCGGGCCGGCGAUGCUGUUUACAGUUGUGCCCGGACAUGGCCGCGACUCGGAGGGCGAGGAAGAGAGCGAGGAAGAGAGCGAGGAAGAGUGUGAGGGUGAAGAGGAAGAGGGAAAUAUGGACAUCGAGGAUGGCGAUAUCUUGGGCGGGCAAGAAGUCGAGGGGGAUGGGGGCAUACGUGGUGGAGAAGAAGUUGAGGAUGGCAACGUCGAGGGCGGCGACAACGAAGGCCCACAGCAUAAUGCGGGGGGCACGGUGCGCGUAUGGCACUUGGAUGCGAACCCGGGAAAUCAUCACGACGACAACGACGACGGCGACAACGACGACGAUGCCGUGCCCGUCCCGAUCCCGAUCUACCAACCCGGCGAGAACGACAACGGCGCUGGUGGAAUCGACUGGGCCGCCAUCCAGAACCAGGUCGCGCAGGGCCCCGGCGUCGUCGACAUCACCAACCUCAACCUGAACUGGGACGAGAUCGAGGGCGGCGAGGUCACGAGCGCGUUCACGAUCUUUAUGCCGCCCCCGCCGGGCGCGUUCGCCGAGCACGCCGCGUCCACGUCUAGGACUAUCACCGUUACGGCUGGAUCAUCGUCCUCGGCGGAGAGCGCUGCCCAGGCUACGGAGAUCGAGGAGACCCGGCAGAGGUUCGUGCUCGCGCAGCGCCUGCGUCGCGCGCUGAGGGCCGUGCGCGUCCGCGCACGAUGUUUCGUAUACGACCUCCGUCACUACACCGCCGAGAACAACUACGGGCCGUUCAACGCGGACGGCUCGGUCAAUUGGAUCCACGUCGAAGCGAUGAUCACCGUCAUCGCGCUCAACCUGCGCGACCUGCCGGACCUCUGGCGCGCGAACCGGCCCCCGACCGGGUUCGACGCGGCGCGCGCGUACUCGGCCCCGGGCACGGCGCACCUUGCUCCCGCUCCCGCGUCGCUCGUCCUUUCUGGCACCGCCGUCGACGACGGUGUAGGUGCGGGCGAGGUGGAAGGGAAGAGUCGAGAUAAAGGGAAGGGGAAGCAGAGCUGGGAGUUUGAUUCGGCGAGCGGCGGAGGGGAGGCGAGUGGAGGAGGUGGGCUGGUGCUCGGUGCGCGGGGGGGAGCGAGGGACUGGGCGGGCGUCGGGGGAAGGUGGAAGCGGUUCGUGUGUUUUAUGGAUUAUCGGGAUCUGUAUGCAUUCAACUACUCCACCACGAUGAGCGGACCGCGCGACCCGGGGUUUUUCGAGGAUUCGCAGUUUAUGGAGGCGACGAGGCAGAUCGUGAUGCAGCUCUCUGUCGACCUCGACUGGGACCCGGAUAGCCUCGGGGAAGUGUAUCCCAUCGGUUAUCCCCCGAUCAAGUUCUCGGGUGUGUCGGCGGGCUCGAACGGGAACGAGGCGACCGUGAACGGGUACGUGCGCAUGGCAAAGGACGGCGCCGUGCGGUGGAGUUGGCUUCACAAGUCGUCGAACGUGAACGGUCAGGCGCAGUGGAGCUCGGAAGGCGUGCAGCUCGGCGGGGUGUGCAGCGCGAUGGGCGUCAUCGGCGCCUGGGGCGCGUCGCACGAGAACGGUGAUCCCGCGGGCCCGUUUUGGAUGUGGCGCGUGGGCGACGACGAUGCGCGGCUCGACAGCCCGGACGAAGAAUAGAAGAGAGCCUAAAGUUUCUUCGCACCUCGAGCGUAUGGACGAGUGGGGACGUACCGGGAGGGAAAACUGGGUGCCCCUUGGCGAUGGAAUUGAAUUUCGUACGUCACCCCCGCAGCGAUAUGAUUUGGCUCUGGCUUUGGUGGAGUGCAAGGUUGGGAAACAUGUAAUCAGGGAUUUGGGUUGCGCGGUUAUGGCUUUGUUGUUGUCGAAUGCGUAUGCUUGGUCUCGUCGUCUGUUUUUCUGCUAUGUUACUUUGUAACAGUAGUGAUAUACGAUCUAGUCUUGUCGUAU